UUUGCUGCCAUCGCUGCUGCUACUGCUGUUUGCAUUACAAUCUACACGUUUUGUGUGCUCUUCCGACAGUCUCAUUUGAUGUCGUAGCGGCCGGCUCGGGUCUAGGUUGGAUCAGGUCGGCGAAGGGGGUCUGACCGAGACGUUCGUGCCCGACACGUGCGAGUGCAUCCAGGGAGAGGGGGGAAGGGGGUGGGAAGAGCCGGGGAAGGAGGAGAGACCCGCCGGGCAAAGGGACGCGCACAACGCGCACGUGUUGAGCCCUGCGAGACAGCCGCCAUUCGCCACUUGCCGGCGACGUGGCCGCACAGCACUCGUGCCAGGCUAGGUGCACUUUGAGACACACACACAGAGACACACACAGACAUGUCCCUGUCGGCGGUCCGUGGAGCGCGGCUGCUGCUGCUGGGCGGCCUGAAGGUCUCGGCGUGCCGGGGUCACCCCCGCGUCGUGGGGGUCUCGCCGGGCCCCAGGGCGGCGGCGCGGGGUCUCCACUCCACCGGCUUCGUGGCCGCAGCCCGCAAAUACUCAGAUAAGCACGAGUGGAUCCUGGUGGAAGGUGGAGUGGGCACCGUGGGCAUCAGCAACUAUGCCCAGGAGGCACUGGGUGAUGUGGUGUACUGCGGAUUGCCCGAAGUAGGCACCAAGUUAGCUCAGUUGGAGGAGUUUGGUUCGCUGGAGAGCGUGAAGGCGGCUAGCGAGCUCUACUCGCCCAUAACGGGCUGCGUGACCGAGGUGAAUGCCGCCCUUGCUGAGAAUCCUGGCCUCGUAAACAAGUCCUGCUACGAUGACGGGUGGCUGAUCAAGUUGAAGGUGGAGCAGCCUGCCGAGCUGGAUGGCCUCAUGGAUGAGAAGGGCUAUGAGGCCUUCCUCAAAUCCAUGGAGGAGUGAUGGGGGAGCCCUCACUUAGCCGCACACCCAGCUCCCAUUCCCGUCCACCCAUACCGCAGCCCUCCCAGGUCAAAUAGGGAAACCUUGAUGAAGUUGCCCCCACGGGUAAAAUCCCUGGGGUGGAUCGAAAUGUGGUGUGGAAAAGGAAUUAAAUUAAAUGAUGCUGUGCCUUCUUUAUAGAGCUAUAUUUUGGUUUGGAAAUAAGUUGUGUUUUAGACGAGAGUCUCUUAGGGAAAGCUUUGGGAAUUUGAGGCGGCGAUGUUGUAGGCGAAGAGGUUGAUCCGGGAGGGCGGCGCUUCCACAUAGCCGAUUAUGCCGGGUGGUGCUCACGAAAGUUGUGAGGUUCCCUCCACCCCACCCUGCACAUUGUAGACAUGCAUAUGGAGCUACCAUGACACUAACAAGCUAUACACUAGCACAUCGACUGUAGCUAAAAGUGCUUUAACUCGUAAAUGUAGCAUGCGAGCCAUCAGCCGGUCAGCAGCCACGUCCCGAGUGAUAGCGUGCUUUCGCCUAGGCACUCGGGGCUGCUACAGCUGCCCCGUGCAUUGAUCGGAGCACUUGUUGACCCCCGUGUGCUUUUCCGCAUGUGUCAUGGUUUGUGUUCUAGCAUUACCGUUAGUGGCAUGAUUCGCGCGAUGGUCGUGAUGGAUGUAAAAUGAUCAGCCGCUCAAGUCUCGGCCACCUUGACCCAGUAGGUCCAAAUCGUAAUUCAUGCAACUGAUGUUUACUUACGUUGACCUGUCAUAAAUCCAAUCCUCAGUUACUAUUGCACAAAAGAUAAACCCAGUCCUAUCGCCUAAACAAUCGACAUUGACCCUUCAGGCGACGCUUAACCUUAAAUCUGGCAGUAAAUGCAAAACUGAACUUUUAAAUGUUCAAUUUUGCCAGUAGACAAUCUUAAACAUGACACUAAUGUCUAACCCAACCUCAAUGCUAACUUUUAAUCCCGAGCCUAAACCAAUACACAGCCUAAGCCGCUCAUGGUUAAACACAGCCUUAAGCUCAAUGAGCACGACCAUAGUUAUACAAUUUUCACUGCCUUUUGCCCUAUGCCACGAGGGUCAAGGUAUUUUAUGAGCUCCACACAGCAUGAGCAUAAUGCCCUCAGCCACGUGGCGUGAACUCCAUUUUCUGAGGGCUGCUGGGGUCAAAAACCUACCUGGUGCAUGCCUCCCGAAUGCCCUAAUUACCCCAUGCCCCAUACUGCUUGUGCAUUGGCCCAUACUCUGUGAAAUGUCACUAAUGUGCACUGUCAGUUAUUGAGUGAAUUGGACAUCACUGUUAACUCGGUGUUUUUAUCCGAGUGAUAAAAAAAAACUUGCGUUGAGCAGCUUUGGUGAACAGUGUGGUACCUGCAAAUGCGAGUGUUUGUGACUGAGCCGUGGUUUCAAUGCUUGGGAGCACCGGGACAGAGACACGGUAACCCUGUGAGAUUGCCUCUUUUUCCAUGAGAACUUUCCACAGGACCUGCCAUGAUGACUGCAUCACCUGGGCCCAUGAAUAAUAGGGGGCAAGGGGAGCAGCUGUACGUAAAUUUGGACAGGGAGGGGCAGGCCAGUUAUGCUGUACCCCCUUGAUAGCUGUAUUUCCCCCCCCCCCCCCCCCGUUAGCUACCCAAUAUAGCCCCCUCCCAUAGGCCCAUGUGGCAGUAACCCACAUUUUACAUUAACACUGGGCAGACUCUUGCCCAUAUCUUCCGUUUCAGUUUGCUGACCUUUUGAGAAAAAUGGUACUAAUAUGCGUUUCGGGAGGAUUUAGUGAUGAGUUUAAAAUAACUAAUAAAACGAGACGAACACGC
Lethenteron reissneri (Far Eastern brook lamprey) is the source of this 2689-nucleotide messenger RNA. It is a transcript of the gene GCSH, whose product is annotated as glycine cleavage system protein H. The record is from RefSeq and is a predicted model, not a curated record. Gene Ontology annotation, cellular component: glycine cleavage complex; mitochondrion; cytoplasm. NCBI's taxonomy places the organism in Eukaryota, Metazoa, Chordata, Hyperoartia, Petromyzontiformes, Petromyzontidae. Gene Ontology annotation, biological process: glycine decarboxylation via glycine cleavage system; protein lipoylation.